Aedes albopictus (Asian tiger mosquito) is the source of this 2705-nucleotide messenger RNA. RefSeq names its product phospholipase A-2-activating protein (gene Plap). Lineage: Eukaryota; Metazoa; Arthropoda; Insecta; Diptera; Culicidae. The record is from RefSeq and is a predicted model, not a curated record. Gene Ontology annotation, cellular component: nucleus; cytoplasm. The transcript has 3 exons. Gene Ontology annotation, biological process: proteasome-mediated ubiquitin-dependent protein catabolic process; ubiquitin recycling. Bases 190 to 2592 code for a protein of 800 amino acids. Gene Ontology annotation, molecular function: ubiquitin binding.
UUUUGACAGUUUGCUGUUGUUUGUAAUCUCGUUUACGUUUGCGGUCAGCUCUUCCUCGGGUGAUUUUGCACAAAUUUGUGAAUUUUUAGUCGAAAAAACGGUGUUUUAGUGGAAAUUUCAUCGAAAGUGCAAGUUAAUUCUAGUUUUCUGUUUCGGCAACAGUUUCUUCAAAACAAAGAGCAUAGCGCCAUGGUUCAGAUUGAGGAUUUCAAGCUGUCCAGCGAGUUGGUCGGACACAAGCUGGAUGUGCGCUCGGUGGCCGAGGGGAAAGGCUUCAUCGUGUCUGGCUCGCGCGAUAAGACGGCCAAGGUGUGGACGUUGUUGGACGACGGUCGGUACAGCGAAACGGAUACGCUGACUCACCAUACGAAUUACAUCGGGGCCGUUUUGGUGGUCGAGGAGAACGACUGGAUUUGCACGGCGAGCAACGACGGGACGAUCUGUGUGUACAAGUAUCCGGCGGCAGCGAAGCUAGCACCGUUGGUAGUACUCAAAGGGCACACUUCGACGGUUUGUGCGUUGGCCAAAGGAAAUGCGGGCAAUGUGUUGAUUUCCGGAAGUUGGGACAAGAGCGCUAAGAUCUGGACGGAUGUUGGCUCGUCGCUUACUAGCUUGACUUUGGUAGGGCACGAAGCUGCCGUGUGGGCCGUGGGAAGAUUGUCAUCGGGAAAGUACGUUACGGGAUCGGCUGACAAAUCAAUUUUUGUUUGGAACGAGAAAGGCGAGAAGCUGGUGGUGUUGAAGGGUCACAAGGAUUGCGUCCGAGGCUUGUGUCCGUUGCCUGGUGGUGGCUUCUUGAGCUGUUCAAACGAUGCGACUAUUCGGCACUGGAGUGAUACGUACGACUGCGUCAAAGAAUUCCAUGGCCACACCAACUACAUCUACAGCAUAUGCCGGAGCGAUUUCUGGGGAGAGGACAUUUUCUUCACUGGCGGAGAGGACAGCUCGAUUCGAAUGUGGAGUUUGAAGGAAGGAGCUUUGGGGGAAGUACUGCAGUUGCCCGCCCAAUCGGUGUGGUCCGUGGCGGCACUUCGGAAUGGUGACAUUGUGGCCGGGUCAAGUGACGCGAUGGUACGCGUCUUCACAUCCAGCAAAGAUCGGGAAGCCCCUUCAGAUGUUCAAGAUGCGUUCAAAUUGAGCGUUGAAGUGAGAGUUCAGGAGUCUUCCAAACAGCUCGGCGGUAUGAACGUGAAUGACCUGCCCGGGCCGGAAUCGUUGCUGUCGGAGGGUCGUGAGGGCCAAACCCGGAUUGUCCGUCAUGCUGAUGGAAAAAUCUUGUGCUAUCAGUGGGGCAAUAACAAAUGGGAAUGCGUUGGGGAUGUUAUGGGGGCCACCGGUGGCGACACCGGAAAAAGGCUCUACGAAGGACGUGAAUAUGAUUAUGUAUUCUCGGUGAAUCUCUCGGACGACGACCCAAACCUGAAGCUACCCUAUAACCGGGGAGAAGACCCCUGGUUUGUCGCCCAACGGUUCAUCCACAAGCACAGUCUCCCCCAGGCCUAUCUAGACCAAGUGGCCAACUUCAUCAUCAAAAACUCCGACAAUACUCCUGUCCAGGCUUCCUCAACUUCUUCAAGCUCCUACGAUCCAUUCACCGGAGCGGCUCGCUACGUCCCAGGGUCGGGAACCAGCUACCAACCCAACGUGGCCAAUACGGAUCCAUUUACCGGUGGUUCUAGCUACACCACGCAGACUCCGAAUGUCGGCGGCGUGGUAGCCGGCAACGGAACAGGUGCCGGUAAUGCAGAUCCAUUCACGGGUAGCUCGAGCUACUCGACCGGAUCCACCGAGGUAAAGAAGACGAACACACAUUUUCCCAACCGGCAUUUCGUGACAAUGGAAACGGCCGACCUUUCGAAGGUCCUGGUGAAGUUGAAAGAGUUCAACGGAAAAAUCGAAGACAAAAGCCUGCAGAUGUCGGACGACACUCUGGAUGACAUUGUUCGUUACGUCGGAGAAGUGAGCCAGGUAUCGGAGCAAAACUCGGUUUGCCUGACUGCCCUCAAGUAUCUCUACAACUGGCCAACGGAAAACCUCUUCCCGGUUCUGGACAUCACUCGACUGGUGGUGCGCGAUCCCAAGGCAUGCCAGGAACUGUUCGAGGGUGACUUCAUGAAGACCCUGCUGCAGCACAUCAACCAUCUGCCGGCAAACCAAAUGAUGGGAACACGCUGCUUCGUCAAUAUGAUCUCGCAUCCGGCUGGGCGGACCAUCGUCACGGAACACAUUCGGCCGAUCGUCGAAAAGCUGUCACCGAUCAGGAAGGGCAGCCCCAACCUGCAGAUCGCCCUGGCCAGUUUCUAUCUGAACUUGACGAUGACCCAGCUCGAUAAGCCGUCGCUGGAUUUCUGCAAGGUGUUCUCGGAUGCGGUGAGCGAGUUCCUGGACUGGGCCACCGAUUACGAGGCCAUCUACCGGGGCUACCAGGCGUUGGGUAAUCUGAUGUCCACGCCGCAGGGUUCGCUGGUGGUUAAUCAUUUACGAAACAAUAGCGCACUGAUCGAUAAGAUUCUGGUUAGCAUUAGCCACGAGGUGAGCGGAUUCGCCAAACUGAACGAGUGCGCCAGCUACCUGUACGAAAUGCUGGCUUAAGACUGCGCUGUGGGAGGGACAUUCUUGGAUUGCGUCGAUUGAACUUUUGAAAUUAGCCUUUUUUAAUGUAGACCAUUGAAUUGAUGAAGAAUAAAAUGAGUUCGACAGAUGAA